Messenger RNA from Brachypodium distachyon (stiff brome), 1981 nucleotides. Its product is annotated as serine/threonine-protein kinase HT1. NCBI's taxonomy places the organism in Eukaryota, Viridiplantae, Streptophyta, Magnoliopsida, Poales, Poaceae. Gene Ontology annotation, molecular function: protein kinase activity; ATP binding. Bases 551 to 1663 code for a protein of 370 amino acids. The transcript has 3 exons. Gene Ontology annotation, biological process: protein phosphorylation. The record is from RefSeq and is a predicted model, not a curated record.
ACUGAAACCGAUAACUGAAGCCUGAAGGUGAAGUCUUCUUCUCUACUCUACGGCCAGCCGACGACGGCGGCCAGCCAAAGUUCACUCUCUCAACAAAACUCGGAUCGCUUCCAACUCUGCUGCUCCUGAUCUCUCUCCCCAAAGCCCACCGAACCCAACACCACCGCUCUCCUCUGCCUCCAUCAUCAGCAUCCACCACCGCUUCGCAGCGAGCUUCUUCUUCUUCUUCCUGCUCCCCUCUCGAGCCCACCCCUUUUCUUCAGACGCAUACCAUACCAGCGUUUCUUGAUCCACUUUCGGAUGGGAAUGAAUGUCCCGCAGCCCGCCGGGGCAGAUGCUGAAAUGUAGGGACCGACCACCAGGAAGGAAGGAAAGGAAAGGAAGGAAAAGAAAGCCAGCAGAAACCCGACCGCUUUGAAAUCUUUCUGCCUUAUUUCUCGCCUGUGAAGUCUUGGAUUUGAUUUGGUUUCUGGAUCAUCAUAAGGCCCGGACGGAGGAGAAGGAGUGCCGUAUCGCAGUGAGUUGGGAGAUCCAGAACUUGUUGGGGGUGAUGAAGAGGCUGCAGUGCUUCAAGCAGGGCGGAGGCGGCGGCGGGAAUGGCGGGGCGGCGGGGAGGCGGCUGGAGCGGCGGCUGUCGCUGGGGGACUACAAGAAGGCGGUGUCGUGGUCAAAGUACCUGGUGGCGCCGCCGGGUGCCAAGAUCCGGGGCGGCGGCGAGGAGCUCUGGAGCGCCGACCUGUCCAAGCUGGAGAUCCGGGCCAAGUUCGCCUCCGGCAGGCACAGCCGCGUCUACUCCGGCCGCUACGCCGGCCGCGAGGUCGCCAUCAAGAUGGUCAGCCAGCCCGAGGAGGACGCCGCGCUCGCCGCCGAGCUCGAGCGCCAGUUCGCCUCCGAGGUCGCCCUCCUCCUCCGCCUCCGCCACCAAAACAUCAUCUCGUUCGUUGCAGCAUGUAAGAAACCCCCAGUAUUCUGCAUCAUCACCGAGUACAUGGCAGGGGGUUCCCUCAGGAAAUAUCUACAUCAGCAAGAGCCUUAUUCAGUUCCCAUUGAAUUAGUGCUGAAAUUAGCUUUAGAUAUUGCUCGUGGAAUGAGCUACCUACAUUCACAGGGGAUACUUCAUAGAGACCUGAAGUCAGAGAAUAUACUUCUCGGGGAAGAUAUGUCAGUCAAAGUGGCAGAUUUCGGGAUAUCAUGUUUGGAGUCGCAGUGUGGAAGCGGCAAGGGGUUUACUGGAACCUAUAGGUGGAUGGCCCCAGAAAUGAUCAAAGAGAAGAAUCAUACUAGAAAAGUUGAUGUGUACAGCUUCGGAAUUGUCUUGUGGGAGAUUUUGACUUCUUUGGUUCCAUUCAGCGAGAUGACACCUGAGCAGGCUGCUAUUGCUGUCGCUCUGAAGAAUGCAAGGCCACCAUUGCCUGCUUCAUGCCCUUUGGCCAUGAGCCAUCUGAUAUCCCAAUGCUGGGCGACCAACCCAGAGCGUAGGCCUCAGUUUGACGACAUUGUUGCGAUCCUCGAGAGCUACAAAGAAGCUCUCGACGAGGACCCAUCAUUCUUCCUGUCGUACAUUCCGCCACCGUUGCAGCAUCAGAACCAGCACCAGCAGAGCCUUCUCGGGUGCUUCCCUCGCUGCAGAGCCCUCCGACGAUCUGCAUCUCUCAAAGCGUGAUGCCGGCAACGUCCCCCCGAUAGAUCAUCUUCGCAAUGUAUAAUAUGCACCUUUUCUCCCAGAGUUUCUUUUUCCCUCGUAUGCGCCGGCCCUCUAUUAAUGUGGCAUCUAGGCCUGCUAUCAUUUCGUUUUCUUUUCCGCUGUUCGUGAUGAUGAUGAUUACCGUCGUGGAUGCCAUGGGCCUCUAGAUAUGACGAAACCAGAUAGUUCCCAGCAGAUUAUCUAUAAACGUCGCUGUCGUUUACUUUCCGAGUAAUGGAACCAUGAACUAGCCUCUGUAAUUGUAAUUAUAUAAUUAUAAUUGAGCUAUUCCGGAAA